Phialemonium atrogriseum is the source of this 2091-nucleotide messenger RNA. RefSeq lists its product as uncharacterized. NCBI's taxonomy places the organism in Eukaryota, Fungi, Ascomycota, Sordariomycetes, Cephalothecales, Cephalothecaceae. The transcript has 11 exons. The coding region runs from base 1 to 2091 and encodes 696 amino acids. The record is from RefSeq and is a predicted model, not a curated record.
AUGUCCGUCCUAUCCAAGACUCUCCGGUCAAUUACUCUGGCCAAGAUUCACGAACUCGAAUCUCGUCGCGAAUCCUAUGAGGCACACAAACGGCAGUUCUUGGCCAAGGCUUACGUUGCCAACGACGAACGGGAUCGUCUUGCAUGUCUGUUAGACGGCAUCAAGGAGCUCUAUCCCGCAGCUUCCAAGGACCCGUCCCUGGCUAAUAUGGAGCGCUGGCUAACCCAGUCCCGCUACGAUCCUUCCAUCCCAAAGACCAUGCUCGGCUCCUUCGACGAACAACUUCGCGCAAAGCUAGACGUUCAAGGCCGAAAACUCGCCGUGGCAGACCUGUACUCGAGACUCCUGACUGAAUGGCUGGAUCAGUCUCCAUCAGACCCCAAUCUGCCCCCCAACCCCUUGUUGAUUCCUCGGAAGCAACGCCUGAGGGAACUUGUCGACAAGUUCGAGUCGGUCGUCUUUGAGCACUUGAGACCAGUGGCUCUGACAUCCUCUCUUUUCUGGACGGGCUAUUUCCAGAUGAGGAGACGCAGACGGGCUCAUGCACGAGACGGCCCCAUUGAUCGAGAUUCCCUAACUCGCUGCAUCAAGGGUCUGCUGACCGAGGAUUUGCUCAGCGACGAGAAGCAGGCAAUCCUUCAGGACUUCCUCGGCAGUGGCGUGGCUCUGUCAGAGAUUGCCGACGUCCUAAACAUGCGCUUCUCUGAUCUCAAGCACUGGCAGUGGGACGCCGGCGAUGAAGGUAUCCGUGUCAUGCCACGCCAGCAGCUGAACGGCAAAUAUCGCAUCUGGGCCGACGAUGACAUCCUGCAGAUGAUAUCUGUACAGUAUAUUGGUAUUCGGCUGUGUAAUAUUCUUAAGACGGCCUUGAGAACCUUCGUGUCGAACCCAUCCGGCUGGACGCGUCAGUACCACACCGGCGACUCGUUCGCACCACAGGACAGUGUUGAGACCAGACGCAAGUCGGCCUAUCUCAAGACCUUUUUCCUUUCUCAGCUCCCCACUAAUGAGUCAAAACUGUUCGAGGGCGGCAGUGGAGCAUACAAUAACGACGACGACAAGCUCUCUUCAACAAGCCCACAGAAGCGCUCAAGCGUUAUGCAGAGGCUUCUUCGCCAGCUUACUUCCAAGUUGCUAAUUCAUCAACUGCAGGCCAAGGCAUACAGCUCCUCCACCAACACAGGCAGCAGUGUGGCACUGGUUCAGGCCAACCUGCAGUGGUAUGCUACCAGUCUUCCCCAUAGUACCAUCUAUUCCAUCGACUUCUUCAAGAAGUACCUCAAAGCUCCGUUGAACCUCAACUGCUCGUCCAACAAUAGGCCAAAGUUGGGACCCAGGAUCCGCAAGAGGGGGGUGCCAAUGGCACAUGCCUCAGAGAAGUUCACCAGCAAGCUUGUCUUAAUUUUCAUAGACUUCGCCGUGAACCGUCAAACCAGCCUACUACUCUACCAGCUUCAUGGCAAUAUCUGGCUCUGUGAGUUCAACAAGAAGAAAACCAGGUCUGUGUACCUAGCCAAGUCUUUCAAGUUGAAUGCAAAGGUAGCUAGUACGCUCCCUCCAGGACCCGUGACCAUCGGAUUUCUUCGCCUCGACCCUCGCUCGGCUGAGCGAUUCUUCAGCCACCACACGUUUAGGGAGCCGGCUUAUUGCUUCGGCCGCAAGCAUGUCGACAGUAUCCCUGUGACGUACAAGCGGAUGCAACGCUCCCUCUUCGAUGGGCGUGACGGUGCGGGAAGUAAUGCCGUGGACCAUCUCAAGCUCAUGACACGGACUAGGUUCGAUGCCACAGACAUCCCAGAUGCGUUCAUCCUUCUUUCCGAGCAACUUGGUGGCGAGAUUAUGCGAGAAUUUCUCGAGGAGGAGCACACGGACUACCUGGCCCUGAAGAAGCUUUUCGAGACCACGAGUGAGGCUGCCCUUCGGCGGCGCCUACACAACAUCUACCCAAACGAGAAUGCGCACCUCUUGACUACGUACACGAAACUCAUGUCAACCCCAGAGACCAAAGACAUCGUCCUCGGCAAAGAGGUUAAACAUGGUCUGAGUCACUUCGACUCAGAAAAGAAAUGGGCCCUGCUGCGAGAGGCUUGA